This is a messenger RNA of Colletotrichum gloeosporioides, 1365 nucleotides long. RefSeq lists its product as uncharacterized. NCBI's taxonomy places the organism in Eukaryota, Fungi, Ascomycota, Sordariomycetes, Glomerellales, Glomerellaceae. The coding region runs from base 1 to 1365 and encodes 454 amino acids. The transcript has 5 exons. The record is from RefSeq and is a predicted model, not a curated record.
AUGGCGCAAGAAGCUGGCCCGGUGGGAGCAUUUCCGCCUCCGCCGGGGCGGGUACCGAAUUUCGCGCAGCCGGAGGAUCUUGGGAGAACGAAUCUUGUGGUCGGUCUAGCUGUGAUGGCAGGAUUGACGACAAUCAUGUUCGGUCUGCGAAGCUAUUCCAAGACGGCGCUCAACACUCACUGGUACACGGAAGAUUGGACGUGCUUGGCAGCAUAUGGCCUGUGGAUGUGCUAUAUCAGCACUGUUCUUGUCAUGGCGCACUACGGAGAAGGCUACCACGAAUGGGAAGUAACGAAAGAAGCAUACAAAGAGGUCCUGCAGGUAGGUCGCAACUCUGUGGAAACAAGCUGCCUAAUACCAUUCGUGGCUAAGCAUUGCCAGUGGCUUUAUAUCGGUUCCAUUCUCUACUGCCCAGCAGCCUACUUAACGAAGGCCACGCUUCUUCUCCUAGAAGCACGAGUAUUCGCAGUUUACGAAAGGGUAUCUAGAGGUGUUUUCACCUUUAUAUACGUGCUUUUGUUCUGCUAUAUACCAAUAAUGAUGCUGAAGGUUUUGGUUUGUAUACCAGUCGCUGCCACAUGGGAUUCCGAUAUCAAGCCAGCAAACUGUUUGAACCAGCGGAAGGUGUUUAUAUCCGACAUGUGCUUGGGCGUCUUUACCGACAUCAUCAUCUUGCUGGUCCCUCUCGCCAUGAUGUUUUCCCUUCGACUACCCUUUUGGACAAAAGUCAAAGUGGUGGCUCUGCUCAGUGCUGGCGGAAUUGCCACUGGGGUAUCCAUCUUCCGUCUUUAUAAGUCCAUUCUAUUCCUUGAGCCUUCAGAUAGAACGGAGGGUUUCGUUCUGCUAGACAUCACCACAGCGCUGGAGCUAGCAAUCGGACUUAUCUGUGCUUGUUUGCCAACAAUCAACUUGUUGAUCCAAAGGAAGCUCGAUAUGCAAGAAUUUUCACCGAACCGGCCACGGACGGGCCGCAAGGGUGCUCGAAAACGAGGACGGACCUUACUCUAUUGGUCAUUCGGAACGCCGCGAACAGCAAAUAGCCUGUCGUCGAGGGGAAGAUCCUUGAAGACUCAACGCGACACCCUGACAUAUCCUUCAACUUUGUCUAGAACUAAUUCGGAUGACAUGUGGGGCUACAAUCCGAGAGCAACGUCGAUUGAUGGUCGUCGUGAGGGCUGGUUACAGCAGGUACAAGGGAUCAAACAACAGUACGAUCUAGAGGCAUUCCCUAUGCAAGCCGGUCCAAUCAGGGAAGUUCAGAAGGAUUGGGACAAUGCUUGGAAUCAAAGGUCGCCUCCAAAUCAAGAACCAAGCAUUGAAGAAAUCAAGGUUGGCAAGGUCCUAGUGAGAGACAGGUCACGUUGA